AUGCGGAUGCAAGAGUUCCAUGUGGAAGCUACUAGGUUGACAUGGGCGCCAAGAUUUCACCCUUUCUUGGACCAAUCACAGUGGCCUGAGUACCAUGGCCCUCAUAUUAAGCCAGACCCUCUUCUGAAGGUGGAGACCAAGGGUAGAAGGGGAACUAAGAGGUUCAGGGGUGAUAUGGAUGACCUGGCUAGAUACACUGGCAUGAAACAAUUUGGUAGCGGUCAUUUCAUGGAGGCUCCUGACACUAUCAACUGUGGGGUCUGCGGCAUGGCUUCAUCCAGUUCCAGGACGAGGCCGGCAUGCGCGGACCAAGAGGACAUGCCGAAGACGUGGAUGGAGGCCAGGUUGGACAAGGAGAAGGAGAAGGAUGUGCCCACACCACCAUGUUGGUGUGGUGAUGUUUGCAAGCUGAAGGUGUCCACUGACCGCAAGAAGUCAUGGACAGAAGGUAGAAGGGGCACUUCUCGCCUGGAAAGCCAGCCUCAGUCCGCGAAGCCAAGACGCCCUCCGAUCCUGGGGAAACAUCUCAGCACCUUGCUGUUGGCAGGGCAUCCGGUGCGGUGGCCGCCGGCCGGUGAUCGCCGCCAUCUCCCUGCGACCCUGCCGGGGAUGCGGCUGAGAGGGACACUUGAGUCUCUCGACUUCUCGGCUUUGAGGACCUUGGUGGCCCUUGAGCUCUCGCACAACGAGCUUACCGGGAGCAUCCCUGUGAAUAUUAAGCUCCUCAAAGAACUCCGUGCUCUCCUCCUGCAUGACAAUCAGAUAAGAGAUUCAAUUCCACCUGUUUUAGCAAAUCUCACCAAACUGCAACUCCUAAUGCUCCAUGACAACCAAGUCUCCGGUGAAAUACCAAGGCAAAUAGGCGAGAUGGGUAAUCUUGUGAGGCUGAACUUGUCAAACAAUUACUUAGUUGGUCCUAUCCCUUGUGAAAUAGGUCACCUUAAGCAUUUGCUUAAAUUAGAUUUCUCCAGCAAUGACCUUUCCGGACCAGUUUCCUUCAGUCCAGCUAACUCAUCCAUACAAAAUCCUAUGAAUAAUUUUUCAUCUCAGCCUACUGCAAAAGUAAACUUAGAAAACAUAAAUAUGCUAUCAUUAUCCCGUAACAACUUAAGUGGUCCCAUUCCCAAAGAUAUAGUGAAAUUUUUCAACCUACAACACUUAGACAUAAGCCAAAACAACUUUUCAGGUUCAAUCCCAAGCAAUAUAGGUAACCUGACCAAACUCACUACCUUGUACCUUUACCAUAACCAACUUUCUGGACACAUUCCUCGAGAACUAGGUUAUUUAGUGAUCUUAGAAGACUUGAGGCUCAACAACAACACAUUAUCUGGUUCCAUUCCAAGCAAUUUAUGGAAUUUGACCAAACUUACUACCUUGCACCUUCACCGUAACCAACUUUCUAGACACAUUCCACUGGUUUUGGGAUAUUUGGUGCACAUAGAGGACUUGCGGCUUAGCUACAACACACUAACAGGUUACUUUCCAAGAAAUUUGUGUAAUUUGACCAAACUCAAGAUCUUGUACCUUGGCCAGAAUCAACUUUAUGGAAAAAUUCCUUGGGAACUAGGUUAUAUGGUGAAUUUAGAGGACUUUCAGCUCAGUUUGAACAACCUAACAGGUCCUAUCCCAAACAGUUUAGGCAAUUUGACUAAGCUCACCUUCUUAAACCUUAAUUUCAACCAAUUUUCUGGACACAUUCCUCAAGAAAUUGGUGAGUUAUUGAAUCUGGAAAUGUUUGGAGUCUCUUUGAACAAUCUAUCUGGUGCAUUGCCAUCGGGUCUUUGCGCGGGAGGCCGACUACAGUUUCUCACCGCUAAUGGCAACAACUUGGUUGGACCCUUGCCAACAAGCUUGCUAACUUGCAAAAGCCUAGUCACACUUCGUCUUGAAGGAAAUCAGCUUCAAGGAGAUAUCUCCAAGAUGGGGCUUCACCCUAAUCUUGUCUAUGUUGAUAUCAGUUCAAACAAACUAUUUGGUCAACUAUCUCAACGCUGGGGUGAGUGUUACAAACUUACGAUGCUACGUGCUUCAAACAACAACAUUACUGGAGUCAUACCACCAAGAAUAGGGCAGUUAUCUCAGUUGGGGAUACUUGAUGUUUCAGCAAAUAAACUUGAAGGGCAGAUUCCACUGGGGAUUGGCAAUUAAACGGUGCUGUUCAACUUGAGCCUCAGUAAUAACCUGCUCCAAGGAAGUAUACCUAAAGAUAUUGGAUCGCUAAAUAAUUUGGAUUACUUGGAUUUAUCAUCAAACAACCUAAGUGGGAUGAUACAAGGGUCAAUUGAACAUUGUCUCAAGCUUCACUUCCUGAAUUUGAGCCAUAAUCGCCUCAAUGGCAGCAUUCCAAUCGAACUAGGAAUGUUGGUAAACCUACAAGAAUUGUUGGAUCUAAGUGAUAAUUCAUUUCCUGGUGUCAUUCUGAGUCAGCUAGGUGGCUUGAGCAUGCUCGAAGUUUUGAAUCUUUCACACAAUGCAUUGAAAGGUAGCAUCCCACCAUCGUUUCAGCGCACGUUCAGCCUCCUAUCCAUUGAUGUGUCAUUCAACAAAUUGGAAGGGUCAGUGCCACAGAGUAGGUUGUUUGAAGAAGCUCCAAUCGAAUGGUUCAUGCAGAAUAAGUAAUUGUGUGGUGUAGUGAAAGGUUUGCCCCCUUGUGACCUUAAUCAAAGUGGUGGACGGAAAAAGAAGCCCAGAGCUAUUUUACUAGCUAUAAUACCUGUUGUUGCAUCUUUUCUGUUUAUCAUGGCACUAGUAACUUUGCAAUGCAAGAGGAAAUCCAAGGUGGAAUGCGCAAAUGAAUUGCAACAGACAAAGCUGUUCGCCAUCUGGAACUUUCAUGGAGAUAUGUACAUGCAAAUUGUCGACGCCACAGAAAAUUUUAGUGACACUCACUGCAUUGGAAUUGGAAGUAGUGGGUCAAUAUAUAGAGCUCAGUUACCAAUAUGCGAGAUAUUUGCAGUAAAGAAGAUUCAUAAAAUAGAAGAUGAUGAGCUAUUUAAUCGAGAAAUAGAUGCCUUGAUGCAUAUUCGGCAUCGCAAUAUUGUGAAGUUAUUUGGCUACUGUUCUGCUACUCAAGGAAGAUUUCUUUUGUAUGAAUACAUGGAAAGAGGAAGCUUAGCAGCAUCUUGAAGGACCAAGGAAACUGCAAUAGAGUUGGACUGGACAAGGAGGUUAAAUAUUGUUAAGGAUGUGGCCCAUGCUUUGUCUUACAUGCAUCAUGAUUGCUUUGCGCCGAUAGUCCAUAGAGAUAUAACAAGUAACAACAUUUUGCUUGAUCUGGAAUUUAGAGCACGCAUCUCUGAUUCUGGUAUUGCUAAACUAUUAGAUGUGGA
This is a messenger RNA of Triticum aestivum (bread wheat), 3329 nucleotides long. RefSeq names its product probable leucine-rich repeat receptor-like protein kinase At1g35710. Gene Ontology annotation, molecular function: protein binding. Bases 1 to 2148 code for a protein of 715 amino acids. The record is from RefSeq and is a predicted model, not a curated record. The transcript is spliced from 3 exons. Lineage: Eukaryota; Viridiplantae; Streptophyta; Magnoliopsida; Poales; Poaceae.